Molecule: messenger RNA, 732 nt
Organism: Helobdella robusta
Lineage: Eukaryota; Metazoa; Annelida; Clitellata; Rhynchobdellida; Glossiphoniidae
Exons: 7
Coding region: 1-732 (243 amino acids)
Source: RefSeq, a predicted model, not a curated record
AUGUACUCGUACUGGCCGUCGUAUACACAAUCAAUGUUUCAUAAAGUAGAUGCACCUAUGGGGUCUCGUGGCCAAGUGGUUAGCGUGUCCGUCUACCGCUCCCACGACCCGGGUUCGAAUCCUGUAGUUUUACAGGUUCAUCCGGGUAGCCGACCCCCGGCCAACCCGGCCGUCCAUCCUUUCGAGGCAGGGCUGAAAAUGGAGAUCCACAUAAUAAAAGGAGGAUUAUUGACAGCGGACCUGCAGGAUCCAGACAUCGAGAACAAGUUGCCCACCCUUCCGAGCGACCUCAAUGCCGUCAGACUCAAGUGGGUCGCUCAAAAGGAAACGCGUUGUUGGGCGUCUGGAUCAAUUCCUCCAAGACCCCUUUCAAUUCAUAUUUGUUCCUCUGAUCUAUUAACUGCUAACAUAAGGUCUAUAAGUGCACCUCCGUUCUACACAGUUGUCAUACUGCUAUUUCCAGAAACCGAUUUUAUGCAUUUCAGAUACAAGUUCAGUGAAUUGAAAUCUCUAUCGCCAGAUCUGCUCUAUAAUCCACUUCUCAACAUACCUUCAUCCGGAAACAUACCCAAAUAUGAAUCAGGUAGUAUUCCGUUUCGUUACAUUCGGUACAAUGAUGGUGUUAAAGCCCCGCAUCAUACGAGUAUGAUGGUUUUUGAGUCUUGGACAGACAGUAUUCGAACCAUGCCAUCGCGUAAAAGCAGCGCGAGACAUAGCACUUCUACCGACUGA